CGUGAUUAGUAUAAACCUGUCGGUGGAUUUAUCGUGGUGAAGUUAUCAAAGGAGCGUGAACAGCAUUGAAGUUUAAGUUUAGCUUUACAAAUGUUCAUGUGUGAAAAGUGAUGAACAAAACGAGCAACAAUGGAAGAGGAAGGAGCAAUAAACUUCAAAGCACUGAGGGCUAAAUUUCAGGAAGAGGCCCUCCUGGCUCAGUCUCAAAUCAGUCGUCCAACCGUCGCUGAAAAACCAAAGCACAUUCCGCCACCUGGAGGUCACUGCAGCUCUGUGGUCAGCAGUAUUAAUAUUGCUGUAGAGAACAAGACACCAGUGGUUCCCCGUGUCAUCUUCAGAGAUGGUCUGCGGGCAUCUGGAGGAAAGCGACCAAUUUCCUUUCCACCACUACCUCUGCAGACCUCUGUGUCAUCCCAGCCUACUAAUGGAGACAGCACAGCCAGGCAGUCCCUCAAAGACCGAUGUAUGCCUUUGGUGCUUCCUGUACUGCCUGUAAAAGAUCAGAAGACGGAAGAACUGGCCAAAAAGCAGCACCAACUGGAAUCGGAGCAAGGGAAAGAAGCCUUGCCACUAACUAAAAUCAAGAAAAAAGGGUUGCUGCUUCCUUUCAAGUCAACCAAAACAUCAAAGAUGAGUGCAGAAAGUGGAGAGGAGCCAACAUAUGCUGAUUUGACCAACAGACCAUGCAGUGCUCCUGGUGAGUUGCCCUCAGUGGAAAAACAAACCACAGAAGAUGAGGUUUCUACAUACAGUGACCAAUCGACCGCUGAGUGCCCCCUCUCCAGCCCAGAUAUCCCAGUCACCCCUCCUUCUGCAGAGACAAGUGGUGACUCUGACAGUAGAAUUAUGAGCACUUUGGAGAGGGCCAAGAAGAAGUUCUCACGCCAACAGACGCUUAUUUCUGCCAAAGCCAAGAGUUUGCGCUCCCCUGACUACACCUCCAGAGACAAGACGUUCCCCUCCCCACCAAAAAACUUUGGCAGUGAGCUGCUCAUACCCCCACCGGUGUGUCUUCCACACCUGGCUUGUAUUUCAGCUCGGCCUUUCUUCAAAACCAACAGCUCUGCACACAAACCAGCAUUGGGUAAGCAGCUUCUCAGAGAUAAAAAUGAGCAUUCAUUAGCGAAGACUGUUGAAGCGCCGUUUGUUCCACUCAAGAAACGUCUACCUGACCUGAGGAUAUUGGGGUCAAUGCCAGCAAAGCCCCCCAAACCUCCAUUAGUGGAUCUCAGCCGUUACCGUGCUCUCACAGUCCAUGAGGUGUCACCAGGUCCGAGCCAAACUCCAACUAAAGAGCCAGCAUCAGAGCACCCAGCCAUCUCCAACCCUCUUCUAGACGCCCCAGAGUUUCCAGAGUUUCAGAAUUCAGAGGUGGAAACAGCAGGGGGUGAGGCUGUUGAUAUUGCCUCGCUAGAAGUGGAGGCUUUAGACUUAGUCAGCACCGAGAUUCACACAGCAGUCGACUUUGAGGUCACCGCCGGUGAGGGUCCACAACCUGACUUGUCAGCGUGUAAUCCUGCCGAGGCUAGUGUAAGCUCUAUCAUCCAAGAUCUGAACAUUGGCAGUCAAAACAUAAUACCCCUCGAUCCAGCCAGCUUCCCUGAACCAAUAAACCUGCCAGAGUUCCCAGAGCCUGCUGUACCAGAGCAGUGGUCCCACAGCAAAGAGAUGCUUGUAGAUUCUUUUUCUAAAUCUCAUUCUGAUGAAACUGAUCUGGGAGGUGCUGAGUGUCGGUCUGUCCCAGAGGAAAGAGAGCUUAGUAAGCAAGCUGCGUCCAAUGAUGGGAUUCAGACACAUCCAAGUGCAUAUCAAGACGACAGUUACUAUGAAACAUAUGAUAAUGUGUAUGAGGAUGUUGAAAACGUCCACAAAUUCAUCAAGAGCCAGAACUCAAGUAAACAAAAAGGCAACCUAAAGAAUCCAUAUGCUGACAACCACCCCAUGGAGGAGCAGCAGAGCAAAUGGGUGCGGAAUCCACGGGGCAAUGUAUCAGGAGAACAUGCUCAUUCUGCCCACAAUCACAUCCACAGUAAGGCACCUCAAAGCCCCAACGCUGCUGACCAUAAAGAACAGAGGAAAAGGGAGAAGCAGCGACUGGAGAAAGAGAAGAAGGAGCAAAAGGAAAGGGAGAAGAAGGAAAAUGAAAUGAAAAAGAAGUUCAAAGUGACUGGAGAAGAGGAGCCCAUGUACCAUGCCAAGGUCAUGGUGGCGAGUAAAGUCCGCAAGAACGACCUGCCUGUGAAGAGCGGGGACACGGUCAGCAUCAUUCGAACCACCAACUGCCCCAAAGGCAAAUGGUUGGCUCGAGAUGCCAACCACAAAUAUGGUUAUAUUUCAGUGAUGAAUGUGGAGCUAAAUAUCAAGGAGAUGCUGGAACUUGGCAAGAAGGCUCAAGCAGCUGGACGAGGAGGGAGCGUCAAUGCAGAUACCAUCAGCAUCGGGAGCAGAUCCUCAAAUCAUCCUGUUCUAACAAGCAGUUUCACAGAUGACAGCGAGGAGUGGGCCUGUGAAGAUGAAACCCUCUCACCAUCCAAUGAGAGCCAUAGCUUUCCUCAGCAGACUGCCUCAGCGCCUGAGAUGUCAUGUGUUCAUGUUGAUGCCCAGCACACGCUGAGUGAUGCCAACCUGGAAGACCUACACACGCAGACCAGACAUGAAGCCCUGCAGAAGCUGGCCAUCUUUUUUCAACACAACAAAGAUGAAUGUGGCAACGUCUCUGAUAAUGGAGCAGCCACGCCUACAAAUACUGAACCACCGGACUUCUUGUGCGCGGUGGAGGAGCCGCCGUAUCCUGAACAAGAAGUUGACUUCACAGAGCUGGAGCUGCUUCCUCCUCCACCGCUCUACGCCGACACCUUCUGAGUACAACAUGGGCUGAAGCAGGGAACAUUCCUUUGAAACAUUUGGAAGGGAAACACUUCAGAGCUCUGGAGCCAUGGGUUUAAGGCUGUUUCUGACCUUCUGGCUUGAAGGAAAGAAACUUCUACGAAUGCUGAUGUAGUUGUACUAUAACUUUAAUUUUACCUUCUUCUUUGUUGGUUCAUUUUCACUUUGUUUUCUACACUCUUUUGUUCUCCUUGUCUCUCGGUUUACUGUGAAAAGAGUAGAUGGUGCACAAAUUUAACCGCUGCACUUUGUCUAAAGAGCAAUAACAUUAAUCACCUGUUCACCUGUGUUUGCACAAAAUGUUCCAUACAUUGGGAUUUUUUGUUUUUUGUUACAUUUAAUAAAUGUUUGACCCUGA
Acanthochromis polyacanthus (spiny chromis) is the source of this 3244-nucleotide messenger RNA. RefSeq lists its product as uncharacterized. Lineage: Eukaryota; Metazoa; Chordata; Actinopteri; Pomacentridae. The record is from RefSeq and is a predicted model, not a curated record. The transcript is spliced from 19 exons. Gene Ontology annotation, molecular function: protein binding. Gene Ontology annotation, cellular component: plasma membrane. Bases 130 to 2862 code for a protein of 910 amino acids. Gene Ontology annotation, biological process: T cell receptor signaling pathway; protein localization to plasma membrane; integrin-mediated signaling pathway.